Molecule: messenger RNA, 402 nt
Organism: Loa loa (African eye worm)
Lineage: Eukaryota; Metazoa; Nematoda; Chromadorea; Rhabditida; Onchocercidae
Exons: 3
Coding region: 1-402 (133 amino acids)
Source: RefSeq, a predicted model, not a curated record
AUGGUUGAUUUUGGAUUGUUUCAUUCUGGAAAUAACUCUGUUUCGGAUAUCUCUGUGACUUCACUCCUUAAUUUUCGUUCAUGUUUGGAAGCAGCUGAGCGGUAUUAUUUUUGGCUGCUUGUUCUCCUAAUCCUUCCAGCCGUUAUCAGUUGUUUUUCAUUAGCAAUACUGUUUGCCACCAUUAUUCAUGUUCGUCGUUUGAAAAGUGUUACAGAAGCCGUCACCAGCAGCACCCACUGGUUGGCAAGAACGGCGAGUCGGGUUGGAUUAGGUAUUAGUGCGCAUAACGCAAUAAUGGAAUAUGCGAGAAAGAAAAAUCUGCUCAAAUUAAUUCCAAGCAUUGAACCCAAAAAUGGUGAUUUGAAUGUUCCUAAACUUCGUAAUUCUGGUGCACAGUUAUAG